Molecule: messenger RNA, 3444 nt
Organism: Rhineura floridana
Lineage: Eukaryota; Metazoa; Chordata; Lepidosauria; Squamata; Rhineuridae
Gene: GRM2
Product: glutamate metabotropic receptor 2
Exons: 6
Coding region: 309-2933 (874 amino acids)
Biological process (GO): regulation of synaptic transmission, glutamatergic; G protein-coupled glutamate receptor signaling pathway
Cellular component (GO): membrane
Molecular function (GO): group II metabotropic glutamate receptor activity
Source: RefSeq, a predicted model, not a curated record
GUAGUUCUGCGUUAUAUACAACAACAAAACAGUGUAAACUAGGCCAAGAGCUGUGUUGUGUAUUUCUUUCUCCAAAGGGGCUGAUAAAAGUACAACUCCCACCAAGGAUUGUUUCUCUUUGGACUCACCUAAGGCUGAAGAUUCCUCAGGGGAGGGGGUAGAACUGAACACUGCUGUUGAACCAGAGGUGAACUAUCUGUCUCUAGCACAACUGCUCACAGCAAAUGGUAGGCCAUCCAACACCUUCACUCUGACCUGGGCCUCCUGGUGGCUUGGAGAGGCUUUUACUGCCUUCUUAAGGCGGCACAAUGGCAUCCUCUGCCACCCUAUGGAUUCUGUUGGUCUAUCCUGUCACAUGUCACUCCAACAGUCAGAAUCCCGGACACAAUGUUGCAGCCAAGAAGGAGAUAAGCUUGGAAGGUGAUCUGGUUAUUGGGGGCCUGUUCCCAGUUCAUGAGAAAGGUGGCCCUGCAGAAGAGUGUGGCAAGAUCAAUGAACAUCGUGGCAUCCAGCGCCUUGAGGCCAUGCUGUUUGCCCUAGAUGAGAUCAACAAGAACCAGCGUAUUCUGCCAGGCAUCAUCCUGGGGACCCACAUCCUAGACACCUGUUCCAAGGACACUUAUGCCCUAGAGCAAUCACUGGAUUUCGUCCGUGCCUCCCUCACCAGAGUGGAUGGCUCUGAGCACAUCUGCCCUGAUGGGUCCUAUGCCAUCCAUGAUGAUGUACCUACAGCUAUCACAGGAGUUAUUGGAGGCUCCUACAGUGACGUCUCCAUUCAGGUGGCGAACCUACUGCGACUGUUCCAGAUUCCCCAGAUCAGCUAUGCCUCCACCAGCGCCAAGCUCAGCGAUAAGUCUCGCUAUGAUUACUUCGCUCGCACUGUCCCGCCAGACUUCUACCAGGCUAAGGCUAUGUCUGAGAUCCUACGUUUCUUCAACUGGACCUACGUCUCCACAGUGGCCUCAGAAGGUGACUAUGGAGAAACAGGCAUCGAAGCUUUUGAGCAGCAAGCCCGGGCUCGCAACAUCUGCAUUGCCACCUCUGAGAAAGUGGGACGUUCCAUGAACAAGAAGACUUUUGACGGGGUGAUCAAGGCACUACUGCAGAAGCCCAGUGCGAGGGUUGUAGUGCUGUUCACCCGAAGUGAAGAUGCUCGGGAGCUUUUGGCAGCUGCACAGAGGAUCAAUGUGUCCUUCACAUGGGUGGCCAGUGAUGGCUGGGGUGCCCUUGAGAGCGUAGUGGCUGGCAGUCAGUCAGUAGCUGACGGAGCUAUCACAAUUGAAUUGGCGUCCUACCCAAUACAGGAAUUUGGGGUAUACUUCCGAAACCUUGACCCCUACAACAACAGCCGAAACCCAUGGUUCCGGGAGUUCUGGGAACACAAGUUCCAGUGCAGCUUCCACAACCAGAACUGUAGCCGCUUCUCCCUGAAGACAGGCAAGUUUGAACAGGAAUCCAAGAUCAUGUUUGUAGUCAAUGCAGUCUACGCAAUGGCUCAUGCCCUUCACAACAUGUACCAAGCGCUGUGUCCCAAUGCUACCAAGCUCUGUGAUUCCAUGAAGCCUGUGAAUGGCAAGAGGUUCUACAAAGAUUUCAUGCUGAAUGUGACAUUUGAUGCUCCAUUUCGACCAUCAUUAGACACCAAAAGCACAGUUCGAUUUGACCACUGCGGGGAUGGAAUUGGCCGUUACAAUAUCUUCAACUACCACAGAGCCAAUGGGAGGUAUCGCUAUCAGAAGGUGGGCUAUUGGGCAGAAGGGCUCAUCCUAAACACAAGCCUCAUUCCAUGGGUGAAGACCUCAAUUCCUGUUUCCCAGUGCAGUGAUCCCUGCAAGAAGAAUGAAAUGAAGAGCAUGCAACCAGGAGACAUGUGCUGCUGGAUAUGCAUUCCGUGCCAACCUUAUGAAUAUCUGCUGGAUGAAUUCACUUGCCGGGAUUGUGGUCCUGGCUAUUGGCCCAACGAGAUACUGAAUGAAUGCUAUGAGCUACCCCAAGAGUAUAUCCGCUGGAAGGAUGUGUGGGCUAUCGGACCAGUCACUAUUUCUUGCCUUGGCUUCAUCUCCACUCUGUUUGUUUUUGGAGUCUUUGCUAAGAAUAAUGACACUCCCAUUGUGAAGGCCUCUGGCCGUGAACUGUGUUACAUCCUGCUCACUGGGGUCUUGAUGUGCUACAGCAUGACGUUCAUCUUCAUUGCUAAGCCCUCCACUGUGGUCUGUACCUUGCGGCGACUGGGGCUGGGCACUUCCUUUGCUGUCUGCUACUCUGCCCUCUUGACCAAGACAAACCGUAUUGCUCGGAUCUUCAGUGGGGUAAAGGAGGGUGUGCAGCGCCCACGAUUCAUCAGCCCCACCUCACAAGUGGUCAUCUGCAUGGCUCUGAUUUCUUGUCAGCUAAUUAUUGUUGUCAUCUGGCUCAUGGUGGAGACUCCUGGCACCAGAAAGGAAACAGAGUCUGACAAAAGGUACAUUGUCACCCUCAAGUGCAACAACCGAGACUCGAGUAUGCUCAUUUCACUCACCUACAAUGUCCUCUUGAUAGUCCUGUGUACAGUCUAUGCCUUCAAGACCAGGAAAUGUCCCGAAAACUUCAAUGAGGCCAAGUUCAUUGGAUUCACCAUGUAUACCACAUGCAUCAUUUGGCUGGCCUUCCUGCCCAUCUUCUAUGUCACCUCCAGUGAUUACCGGGUCCAGACCACCACUAUGUGUAUCUCGGUUAGCCUGAGUGGUACAGUAGUCCUUGGUUGCCUCUUUACGCCCAAGUUACAUGUCAUCCUCUUCCAGCCCCAGAAGAAUGUAGCCAGCCUUCGUGUUUCCACCAAUCGCUUUAGUGUGACGGCUGCAGGAUCCAGCCAUUCGCAUGGGUCAUCUUCUCAAUAUGUCCCAACAGUGUGUAAUGGCCGCGAAGUGGUGGAUUCCACAACAUCAUCCUUGUGAACACCCUUGUGUUCUUUGUCAGUGACCAUAUGUUGCCUCUGUGCUCACUCCCUAUGAACACAUGCCUUUCUCUCCCCACUGGGCCUUUUGUUUCCAAACAAAACAAAACAGACAAAAAACCCUGUUUCCCAAGCCCACUCAUUGGACAAGCUUUUCCAUGAAAAGGAAACUGGAGCAUGAGAACUGAGGCCAUCUUUUCCUCUCCAGCUCAGAGAUGCAGGGAAACGUUGGCACAGUUGAGAAUGUAUCUGUAAAGAGGCCAAUGAAAUGGACACAGGACUGAUUCACUAUCAGGUCACUUGGACAGCAAGACAAUAUUCCUUAAAGAAACUAUACAUGUAUUCAUCCUCCUCUCUCUUCCACACUUGAAAAGGGAUGGUGAAGCUUUUUUUAAUUUUAAUAUUCUGUAUCCUCUCAAACAUUUCCUCAAUACACACUACAGUACUUCUGCUGUUAAAGAAAAAGGGAGGAUCAGUAUUCACAAACUCUGAAAGAAUACUGUACCAAGGAA